Molecule: messenger RNA, 1551 nt
Organism: Magallana angulata
Lineage: Eukaryota; Metazoa; Mollusca; Bivalvia; Ostreida; Ostreidae
Exons: 3
Coding region: 1-861 (286 amino acids)
Source: RefSeq, a predicted model, not a curated record
AUGAAUAAAACAGAAUGUACAGCGGGAUAUUUUGGCCCAUUCUGCAAUGAAUCCUGCCCUCCAGGAAGGUUUGGUCCCAGAUGUGGCGGCUGGUGUUCUCCAAAGUGCACGGCCGAAUACUGCAAUCAUAUCAGUGGAUGUCAUCUUAUAAUCAAAAACACUGUUCAGCUGACGGUGUCAGAGCGUGUUAAUAGUCCACGUACACCUGAAAUAAUAAGCCGGAUUGCGGAAGAAAACCCCCAAGGUCUGGCUCCAACAACCAUAACCUCUCUACUUUCAGAAACCAAUACAAAAAAACAAUUUUUCAGUAAAGAAACGCCUUUCCAGAAAAAUGAAAUAAAUACGAAUUAUAUACUAGCCGGAGCAGGGGCUGUUAUUUUUAUGCUUCUCAUUAUUAUAGUGAUACAGACAAGUAGAAAGUCAAAACCAUCAAAAAGGAAUAUUUUACAUCAACAUAAAAGUAUUGAAAAUCAAACAUGUGAUGAAACCUUCAAACGAUCUCCAAAUGACCACAGUAAGAAAUAUUUGAAUAUAACCUCCUCUAAACAAUCAAAGCACGUAUAUCAACCAAUGGACCCUGUGUAUCAUGAGAUCGAUGAGUCUGUGGAGUUGAUGCCAAUUCCAGCUUCUACAGAAACAGCAAUGGAGUUCGGAGAUCACAACCUUCCGAAAUGUAAAAAGAACCCAAUCAAUGUUACGGAAAACGAUGAUUUAAAUGCUGAAACAAGCAUAUCGUAUGUAUCACCGAGUACAUGUCUAGACACAAACAAAGCAGACUAUCUUCAGCCUGUUUUCGUUCAAGCAAAUAUAGAAAUAGAGAGCAAGCAGGAGACUCAUUCGUAUAUUGAUGUGACAGGAUGAUAUUCAGUUAUGAUUUAGGGAGUACAAUAAAAAGACACAAACAUCAAGACAAGAACACAAGCUUUUAAGUGAAUUGUUUCUUUAAGAAAAAAAACUAUGUUAAGAAAAUAUCGUUCUGAGUUCAGAUACGUUUCUUUAAAAUACACGAUAUGACUCUAAGAACAAAAAGGACAGCUUCAGCUGAAGUUUGGUUUAUUAUUGUUUAUUGAAAAGGAAAUAUCGUGGUAGAGAAAAAAAAAGGAUCACAUGCAAUGUCGGUUACCCAGAGUUCAAAAGUCUACAGAUUUGUCUGGGAAUCCAAUAUAUGCAUUAAAUAAAUACAACAUAUGGUAAUGAUCCCUUUCCUACAUGAAAUCUUGCAUCAAGGAACAAGGAAAUUAUAAUUAAUUAUUAAAACAGAUAAGAUAACAGGAAUAAAUGAACGAAUAUGGAAAAAGGUAUAUUAGUUGGUAACAUUUUUCUUAUGAUUUGUUCACUGUCAAUAUUGCUUUAAGUUUGUAUGUUUUUAUCAGUGACAUAUUUUAAAAGCAGUUUUAUGCUAAUUAUGAAAAUGCUCUUUGUUCACUGAAGUGAAAGAACCAUUUUAACGAAUCGAUAUUGUAAAACCCAAGGAUGCAUUACCUUUAACUUUCCAACAUGUAAAAGACUAUUAUACGUUUAACAAUUUCGAACCACAGAUUUUGUAUUAUA